AUGUCGUUGAAGAGCACACUGAAGUCAAGAGCCGCCGUUCCGGCACCGUCUGGAAAUUCUGGAUCCGAUUUCCAGAAACUUCAUGACGACUUCGUCGCCUACUUGUACGCUGACCACGGCACGUUCUACAAUGAGAAUGUGAAGAAGCUGGAAGAUGGGACCGGAUCCAAACGGGAGAUCUUUGCCUAUGGACUGAUUGCACUGAACUGUGUCUACAUGAUUCUCGGAAGUUGGGCGGAGUUAAUGUGCAAUUUGAUUGGAGUCGCCUAUCCGGCGUAUGUCUCUGUUAAGGCCAUUCGCACCGUGGGAACCGACGACGACACUGUCUGGUUGAUGUACUGGACUGUAUUCGGCGCUUUUUCGAUUAUCGAUUUUUUCGCCAUGGCAAUUAUGUCGUAUUUCCCAAUCUACUGGGUUGCCAAAGCCGCAUUCCUACUGUAUUUGUACCUUCCACAAACGCAUGGAUCUCAUGUGAUCUACCAUUCGAUUAUCGAUCCAUUGGUUGCUCAUAUGGAGAAGUCGUUGUCUGGAAAGCUUCCACCAAAACAGGUUGGAUCUGUGGGACCACCACCUCCAGUUGCUGCUGCUCCUGCUCUUGAUGAGAAUAACAAUGUGAUGAAACCCUCUCAAUAG
Molecule: messenger RNA, 633 nt
Organism: Caenorhabditis briggsae
Lineage: Eukaryota; Metazoa; Nematoda; Chromadorea; Rhabditida; Rhabditidae
Exons: 3
Coding region: 1-633 (210 amino acids)
Source: RefSeq, a predicted model, not a curated record